CACAAUUUUUUCAUCGUAAGUUGCAGUUCUUUUCCCUCAGUAUGAAAAAUUCUCUAUAGAUAAUAAUCCGACUAUAUCCAACGACCCGGUCAAUUUUGAUCGAUAAGAUUGGAAUUUGAUUUCCGUUUAUCUUCUUCUUACUCAACAUAUCGUUUGAAUAUCGGGGCUCAAUGUUUUGCUUUCUAUGGCGUGUUGGUUCACCUAAAAUUGACUCAUGAGACCUUCAGUAUUCAAGUGAAAAUUGCAGAGGACGUACCAGGGCAUUCCAGACUCUCAAGAGCGUCUUUUGAGCACUUGAGUCACCACCGCACGCUCACACACCAUGGCUGCCGACGAGCAUGAGAUGCAGAACAGCCGAGUCCCACGCACAACGACCACGUUUUCAAACCAACAGAGGGAAGACGACUGGGUCCACCCGUUGGAGACGGACGCGGCGAUGACGGCUCAAUAUCUCCUCCGCAACCACUACGGCGAGACACCCAGCGCACUGCUCGAGCAGAAGCUAGCUUGCUAUCUCCGGCACACCCAACUCCCGGGCGGCGGCUGGACUUUCUACCCGGGCGGCCCGAUGGCGGUCACCCCGAGUGUCCAGGCGUACUUCGCUCUCAAGGUGGCAGGGGAUCCGCAGAACGCCCCGCAUAUGAUUCGGGCGAGGGAUGCCAUCCGCGCCGCCGGAGGCGCCGAGGUUUUCUCGCGGAUACUCUACGAGUUGUUGGGUGUUCUGACGCAGGGUGGAGGUCUCGCUGAAGGAGUGAGGGAGAGGCAGGAGCUGGAGCGGUAGCUUCAUCCGAGGAAUGUAAAUAUUUUGUUUGACGGCAAGUUAUACUCUACAUCAAUAAACUUUUUAUGCUAUAUGUCUA
Bemisia tabaci is the source of this 860-nucleotide messenger RNA. RefSeq names its product squalene--hopene cyclase. The record is from RefSeq and is a predicted model, not a curated record. NCBI's taxonomy places the organism in Eukaryota, Metazoa, Arthropoda, Insecta, Hemiptera, Aleyrodidae.